Daphnia pulicaria is the source of this 7300-nucleotide messenger RNA. RefSeq lists its product as uncharacterized. The coding region runs from base 777 to 6341 and encodes 1854 amino acids. The transcript has 24 exons. Gene Ontology annotation, cellular component: membrane. The record is from RefSeq and is a predicted model, not a curated record. Gene Ontology annotation, molecular function: G protein-coupled receptor activity. NCBI's taxonomy places the organism in Eukaryota, Metazoa, Arthropoda, Branchiopoda, Diplostraca, Daphniidae.
UGUCAGCCACUUCGGAUGCAUUUUCUAUGCUGUGCUCUCGUGUCUUGUUUUUUUUCACUUUCGAUUAAUUCAUGCGCCGUGAUGAGAAAUGCCUGUGCGUCAUCAGUUCUCUUUCAAGGCACCUUGUUGUGAUUGAGCCGGGCCCGCCAUAAUAACACAAGAAUUUCUGGGUCGUUUCUAAUGUUGACGUAAAAAAAAGUUUAUCGGCGAAAGUUGACUGGACCAAAAGUGCGGGGCGGAUUAUUAACUUUGAUUCGUCAAGUUGCUUGAGUGGGGAAGAAGAUAUAUAGAGAACUAACUCGUGGUUCAAAAUCUGUGAUGAAAGUGCGUAGACUGCUGGCAAUAAAGUUGCCGUUAACGGGUCAACGCCAUCACAGCAGCAGCUGAUGCCCCCGUAAAGCGCCAAGGUAGAGAGAAAGUGAACGAGAGGGGUCCUUGUGUGUGUUGUUGUUGUCUGACGCAGGAAACAGCAUACAUAUAUAGCUGCAUGGUCGUAUCUUUCAUUCUACAAUUCUUUGUCGCCGGUUGCGGUUGUGCAUUUUCGCGCUUUUUUUCACGUGGUCAGACGUGGUGUUGCUGGACAAAGUGGACAGCCGUGGAAUAUUUUUGUCUUUUCGACCAACUUUUAGCACGAAGAACUGGAUCAAAAUUAAGGAAAUGUGAAAUUGGAGCCACUGUGAAAUGGAAGAAAAAGUCGCCCGAUCUGCCGGCGUGAAAUUGUGUCGUAAUCAUCGACAAGUGACCGGACUGCCAUCGCAGUGGACGUACUGAUUCGGAUGCGGAAGCGCCGCUCGUUGUCGAUUGUAAGGGCCGGAGAUUGGCCGGCCUGGUAUGAUGAACCACGUCCAUCCCGUUCACGUUUCACACCUGGUGCUGCCAUGAGCCGCUUUGGGGUUAGCAGUUGCUCUCGUCUCUCGCUGACGUUGUUUUUCCUCGUCGUUUUGAACUCGAUGUUGUUUAUGGCCGUUGGAGCAGCUCCCGUCACAUCCGUGUCCAACGAUAGGAGGAGCAGUGCCGGAUCACGCACAUCUUUAAGCCGCUGCCCAGCCAUUUUCAACCCGAUCCCUAUGGUUGCCAAUGCCAAAGUUGCACCCAGUUCCGAUCAAACUGCCCAAAAUGGCCAAUCGAAUGCAACGGAACCGUCAACGUGUCGCUACUUUUUGACGAAACGUUUUGGGACGCUGACGACGCCCGGCUUCCCGUCGGCUUUCCCCUUGCCGUUCAUGUGCAGUUGGAUCAUCAACGCGACGGGAUUUGAGGCCGACUCGUUCGUGACUCUUUACCUGACGCAGAUGUACCUGACUCGCGGCGUCAAAGCCGUCCAGUACUCGUUCCGCAACGAGACAACCGCCAUCGGUCGCAAGGAGCUGGACGAGCUGCACACACUUCGUCCCCGGCCGUACUCGGUCUACAGGAUCAAAGCGCGGUACCUGGAAGUGCAGGUGAACCUGGACGAGUUGGUCAACGCCAACCUGCGAGUCGAGCGCCGGUUCAUGGACGUUUACGGCUUCAACAUCACGUACGAAAUCCAACCAAACACUUCGCGCAUUCGCUCCGAUACGUGCAACGUCGCCAACUGCACAUUUAACGGCCACUGUUACGCCAAUCACAAUUACAGCCAGUUCCAGUGUUCCUGUCUGCCGGAUUUCUCUGGAAAGUAUUGCCAAUAUGGUCCCGAAUGCAAUCCAGCCAAAGGAAUCAACGUCUGCAAAAACGGCGGCGUUUGUGGGUACCGCAGCGGUUUGACGGUUGUGCGCUGCAGUUGUCCGCCCAAUUACAACGGAAGUUUGUGCGAGUUUCGCCGUGAAUUCAUCCCCUCCAAAGAGUGCCUUUCACGGUUCCGGUUAAACUGCAGCCACCACUGCGCCGUAACGGACAAGGGAGGAGCCGCUUGCCGCUGCCCGUUCGAUCAGGCCUUGAGAUCUGACAAUGUGACCUGCUAUCCGCUCGUGCCAUUAAGAAUCUUGGGGAACGUCGUACUGGAUAGGCCAAUAAGUUUCAGUGACAAGCGCUUGGUGGACGGAGUCACGACCGAGUUGAAGAAAAUGACCGACGAAUUAACAGCGUACCUGUUCGUAGUGGGUUCAGUCGAUCUGUUCGAAUCUGAUUCAAAUCGGCUACAGUUCCUACUAUGGAAUUCCGAGAAUUACAAUAUGAGUUGGACGAAUUGGAUCCAGCAGCAAGUUCCUUCCGUGGCAGCCGUAAAAAGCCGAGGUUUUACUGCACUACUCAAUCGAUCGACCACCGGACUUCGGUCCUCUUGGACUGGCGUCAAGAAGAGGAUGCCGCGUGACAUCAUAAAUCCAUUCCCCAUCACCUACAUCCCACAGCAGUGGAACAACUCUUAUUCGUCCUUCGUCAACCAAAUAAACACGAAAACAUGGAAAGUGCAGGGCGAGGCCAUCGCCAUUCGAAACCUCAGCAUUGUCCAAGUUCCAGCUCUCAUCAUCGAGUGGGUAAAACUGGACGUCAAAGGUCAGGUUCGUGAAGGCUAUCCCUUCACAGUGGCAUGCAACGCAAACGGUUCGGGCAGGAAAGAUUUGAAAAUGGGCUGGUUCAAGGAUGGCCAUAGGGUGGACGACUCUUUUGCUCUGGCGCGCAACGUGUCCAUCUUCAUCCACGAGAAACAGGACCUUCGAGGAUUCUUCACGUUUUAUUUGGAGGUGAAACAGGCGUCGUUAGCUGAUCGUGGCGAAUUUGAAUGUCGGGCCACUGACUGGGGACAGACUGUCCGGAAGAGCGUCUUUCUCGACGUCAUCACUCCUCCCAUUCUCGACCUGAUGCCCAUCAAUCCCGUUGUCCUGCCGGGAACGGCCGUGAAUUUGACGUGUCGUGAUGAGAACCAUCUGGCCCGGCGGACGACGACCAAGUACGUUUGGUUGAAAAAUGGCCGGCCGAUUGAAUCGUCAUGUGAUGAGAUCAUUGAAGAUUUGACGCCAGUCGGGAGUCUUUUGAAAAUCACUGCGAUUCAGCAUAGCACCAAUUACUCAUGCCGAGGUGAAAAUGGAACCAAACUGGCAAACAAGACGACGCACAUUUUUGUUGUUCGUCCGGACAGAGCCUGUCCCCAGGAGAAGAACCGGGGCGUCGAAUGGCUUAUGACGGCAGUUGACGUCACCAAUUAUCAAUUCUGUCCAGCCGGAUACGUUGGCGUGACAAGGAGACGUUGUCUCUCCGUUAAACAGCCGAUAGACAACAGCGAAAUCGCAGCGACUGCAGUUCGGGAAUUUUGGAAAUGGGGCGAACCAGAUUUUUCCGACUGCAGUGAUCGUGAAGUCACCGAACUCUACCGUCAGUUGAAGUUGAUCACUUUGGGCUAUGCCGUCACCGAUAUUGCCUCCAUCAUCAACAAAUUUGCCGAUUUCAUUCAAAGGAAACUCAAAGAUUUUGCAGAUCUGAAAAGUGCAGGGAGCGAACAGACAACCCAAUUCCCUUAUCUGCCUGGUGAAGGCAACGCUCUGCUAGAAAUAGCCAUGAACUUGGAGGCUUUUCUCUGGAAAAGGACAGAAGUUUUACCACAGUCCUUCUGGAACUCGACAGCUAUUCAAUACUUGUAUGCACUUGAUGCCCUGUUAUCCAUGCCAAAAGACUUUUUCCGCUUGGAUGGAGGAAUACCGAUCCUGCGAUUCAUCCAGAAUCACUUGACUCUGUUAGGCAUCAGUCCGAAAGGAGGAUAUCCUCUUGGUGCCAUUGAAUCGCAUCUAUUAAAGAACAGCGACAUUGACACCGACUUAAAUAAGAAAGAGCUCAAGUACAAAGAACGUUUGAAAUUCUUGCCAAGUCAAACAGGUUUCAAAAAUCUUACGCAACUUGCGCCCGCCCAAUUCUUUCUCAAUAAACCAAACGGUUCCAACGUGACGAUGGAUUUCUUUUCGACGGUUGAACAACUGCAGAUAAGGGGCGGUGAAUAUAUUUGCGCCUUGUUGCUCCUUCAACCCACAAAUCAUUCCCGUGGAUGGGACUAUUGGGACAUGAAUUCUUGUUCCAUCGAACGGCUGUCGGACCCGUCUGCGUUCCGCUGCCUUUGCUCUCAUCAAGGGACAGUUGUUUUGCUGUACGCAGAAAGGGACUCGAUGCAGCACACCGAUGCAACUUUUGAUCUGUGGAAAAUCAUCGUUUUUGUUGCCUCCACAUCCAGUUUCAUUGUCGUAAUUGGCGUCAUUGUUUUGUCGAUCAAAUGGUAUCGGCAUCGCUGUGUUUGGGCUUGGUUUCAAAUCCAGUUAGGCGUUGCACUUGUCCCACCUUCUUCUGUCUAUUUUUUGCCAACCGAAUCCAUCAUUUCCGACCCAUUCUGGACCAUCGUGUUGACUGUGGCGACUUAUCAAUUCGUGACGACCGUUUGGGCCAUGAUCAUGUACUUGAAAAUGAACGCUAUCCACCGUCCGGAUGAAGAGGAAGUUUCGGAUAAGUUUAAUCAGAAUAAUGUCAGACUGGUUGGCUUGUCGAUAGGUAUUCCACUGUCGUUGUCGGGUGUCCAGAGUUUGAUUGAAGAAUUCUCAACGGGAUCGCCGUUCGUUAGCUGGUUUUCCCAGCUCAGCUCCAUCUCUGGGAUCUUUUUUUGUUUGAUUUAUUGUACGUUAUUGAUUGCUAUCCUAUCCUUGUAUGUCAUGUCGACACGGGUAAGGUACGUUUCUUCUGAGAAGUUUAACGCCUUCACUCACGAGGUUCCUAAUGUAACGGAGAUCAGUUCUGGAUACAACCAACGCUGCCUGCUGCUAGCAAUUUUGAGCCUUCUAUUGACUGGAACUAUGUUGAGUCAUCUUCGUUGGAUGUCGCUUAGCGCACACUGUAUUGCCGCAUUUUUACAUCUGCUAGAAGUUUUACUGGUUUUCGCUUUGAUGAUGACGUUCAGCGGUACAAACUACACCUGUUCUUUAUUGUGUUUUUGGCGCUGGAAUAAAUUACCCGAAGGAGAAACGGUGAAUGAAUUACUCAACGCAACGGCUAUGGUAGAGAGCCCACAGAGAAGGAACCUGCUGUCGCAGGAACAAAUUCCGGUCGACGAAGAUGAAACAUUGAAGACAAUCAAUAAAACGAAAAGGACAAGUCAGCCUAGUGUGGAUGACACCGUGUUUCCCGCACCUAAAAGAAGCAAAAGAUGUAACCGGGCGGGUCCAGCUUCGUCUCCUUUACUUCAGCGAGCCGGACUGGGUCCUGAAGUGUUGCGGGCGUUCGGCGUGGAACCGCAGUCUUCGCACCAACUUGUUGGCAAAACUACUGGAUGCCUUCAAGCAGAAAACACAUCUGUAAACGGACCGGGAGAUGCGAUAAGAUCUGGUAGAGAUCGAGUCAAUUCCAUUGCCACGUGUGAUGGAUUGCAACGGGACGACAUGGAUUCAGGAUUUGGACCCAGUGGCGGUGGUGGAAGUCAAAAAUUAAACGGAUUGGAUAGAUUUUCUGACGCGUGGAAGUUCUUGAGUCGAAUCCGCUGGAAUUUGCCGCUACGCGGAUUCCCUUCGAAUGGGAGCACCAGCGGUGGAGGUUCAUUUCGGUCACGACAAAGCACGAUGAGUAGCGCUACAACGGCGGAAUUUGGUGGUGAACAAAGUAGCAGUGUGACGACUGAAGAGACGGAGGUUCAGAUCCGGGAGUCUGAAGAUGCUGAAUCCUUGAUGGCCCCCUAUAGAUUGAGACGAUCGAGGACACGGUGGACUGACGACUACGGCCGAGAAAAUGAACUCGACUCCAGGGAAGUCAGUAAUUUGACUAUAAAAUGCAAACCGUAUAGAGGUCGAUGUUUCAUCCGCUGUUCGCCGGAAAAAAUCGGAUCCAAUGCCCUGUGGAACCAUCAGUGUCAGGACGUAAUUAGCGACAGGCAAGCGAGUUGGUUCCCAACGCAAAACGACAGCUGCGAACGAUGCUGGCACAACCCAGAAACUCCAUUUUGCGACAUCUGUCUCACAGAUGUCAAUUCUCAUCCCGUUCAGAAUCGUCAGGGAACCAUGUUCGUCCGAGCUGUCAUUGAAAAUCCACCUAAACUUCCGAAUAAAGACGACUGCGAAUACUUGAAAAUGGAUGCGGCGGGAAGCCUGGCCGUCGAUCAACAGCGUGUUAAACGGCUUCAGGUCUACUACAACACGACGGUCAAACCGGCGACCCAAACCACAAAUGAUGGCGAUUCCAACGCCAUCAAUAAAUUGAAGCUGAUGAGCUGCGCAUCCAUUACAAAAUCCUCUUGCAUAUCUCCGUCUUUGUUGCGUCAAAAGAAAAUUCUCAACGGACGAAUCUUCAAAAAGUAUCGAAUCUCGAUGCCCAACGUCGUACAUUCCACUCAGCAACGCAGACCAUACGAAAUCAAUUACCCAGCUGAAUUUAUCUCGUUAAGGGACCAAACGCUCUAAAUUUGUACCUAAUCAAUUCCCAUUUAAUAACCCAACCCUGAUUCAUCAUAGCAAUUUUUGCACGCAACAGUCGUCCUGUCGAAAGAUAUUCAGACCUCAGUGUUUAGGCAAACGAAUGCCAAACCAGAAAAUAAUUGUAUUUUUAAUGGACCAUAGUUAGAUGACGAGUGUUCAAAUGUUCUAGUCAACUCUCUUCUUUAACCGGUGACAAUGCCUCUUUAAAUAACUUUAAGCGACCAAACAACCAAAGGCCCACAGCAAACUUCUCAACUACUCCUCAGUUUUUUACUUGUCUCAACCUUUCUCCUGCCACAGAGGAGUGUUUUACAUAUCAACGCACAGUAGUUUGUGUAAUUAUUUAUCUGAAAUUGUUUUGGUUUGGCAGAUAAUCUAAUUUUUUUUGGGCUUUGUAAUGUUCCUUGAAAGAUCAAAUUCAAUCCCUCGGUACUGCUGCACUGCAGGUAACGAUUUGAUUUAAAUUACUUAUUCCUUUAGAUUAAAGCUAAUUUGAUUGAAAUUUGGAGCUGAUUGAUUUUUUUUAAUGCAAUUUUUAUACUUCAUGUUCAACAACUAUUUAUUUUAAAAUGUGACGGAAUAAUUUUAUCACACUUUUUUUUUACAAUGCGCUCACAGUUUCUUCUCCACCAUGUAAAACAUGACUAUGGGUGAGACAAAUUUUUCUUACAGAAAAAUUUAAAUGUUGGCGCUCAAUUUAUUUUUGGAUUGUAUUCUAUUCUUAUUGCUGAUGAAAAAACAGCUUUUCUUGACUGGUUAAUACCGGUUAAUACGCGUGGCGAGUAAGUAUUAAAACGGCUUAAAAGCCAACUCAAUCAACAUGCGAUAUUUCUCCCACACUUAAUAGUGCAGUUACCCACUGAAAUAAGCUUAUUUUGAAACAAAGUUGUAAUUGUCUUUAUUUUGAAAAAAACAAAAAAACAGACAAACAAUAAAUAUAUGUU